Periophthalmus magnuspinnatus is the source of this 3368-nucleotide messenger RNA. It is a transcript of the gene lmf2a, whose product is annotated as lipase maturation factor 2a. Gene Ontology annotation, cellular component: endoplasmic reticulum membrane. Bases 174 to 2348 code for a protein of 724 amino acids. Gene Ontology annotation, biological process: protein maturation. The record is from RefSeq and is a predicted model, not a curated record. NCBI's taxonomy places the organism in Eukaryota, Metazoa, Chordata, Actinopteri, Gobiiformes, Gobiidae. The transcript has 14 exons.
GCGCAUAGACCUCGUGCUGUGAUCGGCCGCUACGUGUCAGAGUCCGCGCGCUCCUCUCCUGCUCCUUCCGCGCCCGCAGCUACAGGAACAGGCACUGGCAGCUACUGCAGGACCACGGGCCGGAGCUAUAGCGGGGAGUGUCGGUCCUGUGUGCCCGGUGGAUCGACUCAAACAUGGGGGGCAUAGUUUUACCGAGGCGCAUGUUCCUGUGGUGUAUGGCGGUCAUGUAUCUGUCCGCGUUUGUUUCUCUGUAUGUGCAGAUUCCAGGUCUCUAUGGUAACGAUGGCCUGCUGCCUGCGCGCUGGAGACUGCGUUACAGUGGGAAGGGGUUAUGGGAGCAGCUCUGGACCUCCCCCUCUCUGCUGUGGCUGGGCCCUCACCUUGGUCUGGACACUCACAGCUGUAUGGAGCUGCUGUGUCUGCUGGGGGCUGCCCUGAGCCUGACUGCUACUCUGAUGGAGACAUUCAGGGACAGUGUGGUCUUCUUCUGCCUCUGGGCCCUCUAUAUGUCCAUGUACCAGGUUGGCCAGGUUUUCCUUUACUUCCAGUGGGAUAACUUGCUCCUGGAGACUGGCUUCCUGUGUAUCCUAGUGGCCCCACUCACAGUGCUCAGGGGCUCUCGCUCGGUCAGGGAUCACGAUACGGUCACCUUCUGGCUGGUCCGCUGGCUGCUCUUCAGGCUUAUGUUUGCAUCUGGAGUGGUGAAACUCAACUCUCGCUGUCCGACCUGGUGGGGUCUGACCGCUCUGACUUACCACUAUGAGACUCAAUGCAUCCCCACUCCUCUGGCCUGGUUUGCUCACCAGCUCCCCGUGUGGUGGCAGAAGCUCAGCGUGGUGGGGACCUUCUUUAUAGAGAUCGCUGUUCCUCCACUUUUCUUCAGUCCACUGCGCAGACUCCGUAUCGCCUCCUUCUAUCUACAGAUCCUUCUGCAAGUUCUCAUAAUAUUAUCUGGAAAUUACAACUUCUUCAACCUGCUGACCUUAACUCUGUGUCUGUCUCUACUGGACGACCAGCACAUUCACUUCUGGAUACGCAAACCCUACCAGACCAGCCAUAAGGAGUCCAGGCUUUGGUCUUGGGUGGCAUACAUACUGGAGCUUUUGGUUUGGGCACUCCUCGUUUUUGGCACAGUUGUCUGCUUUGACCUUCAGAUUGACUCACAGAAGAAAAGCAUUACUUCCAGGACAGCUUUCACUUACCACCAGUUCAACCAGUUUCUGAAGGCUGUGACCAUCCCCUGUGUGUGGAUGGGGGUCCUUUCUCUCACAUGGGAAAUGAUAACUGCCAUGUUCAGGUGUGCGUGUGUGAGAGGGUUCCUCCGGAGGCUGGGAGGCACUCUGCAGUGGACACUGUUUGGAGCUGCAGCUGUUGCAAUGUUCACCAUCAGUCUGGUGCCCUUCACUUACAUAGAGUAUGACUCCCAUGCAAACCUGUGGCCUGGAGUGAGACAAGCCCAUGCUCUGGUGGACCGCUAUCAGCUGGUCAACUCCUAUGGCCUGUUCAGACGCAUGACCGGGGUGGGGGGGCGACCUGAGGUUGUCAUCGAGGGCAGCAAUGAUGGAAUCACAUGGCGGGAGAUAGAGUUCAUGUACAAACCGGGGAACAUGAGUGGCCCUCCCCCUGUGGUGACCCCUCACCAGCCCCGCCUGGACUGGCAGAUGUGGUUUGCUGCCCUGGGACCUCAGCAGCAGUCACCCUGGUUCAGCAGCCUCAUGCACAGACUGUUACAAGGCAAACAAGAUGUGAUAGAGCUGAUCCAGUCUGAUAUCAAGCAGUACCCGUUCCACCAACAGCCUCCUGCCUACCUGCGAGCACAUCGCUACAAGUACUGGUUUACAGAGCCCAAGGCUGAUGGGUCAUACCCAGAGCGUUGGUGGAGGCGGGUCUAUGACGAAGAGUUCUAUCCCACAGUGCACCUGGGCAAUGCUUUUCUAGAGGGCAUGCUUAACCAACAUGGGCUCAAGGACUCCUCUUCUCCCCGUCGGGCGUCCAAAGCCAAACUAGCCCGUGCCGUGAGGUGGAUGCGGUCCCAGGUACAAGGUGUACCUGCUCCUUUGUUAGUGUGGACUCUCAUCGGAUGCAGCGCCCUCUUCUGCUUGCUCAGAGCACUGCAGCAUAGGAGCAAACACCGGACUUCACCAGCUCCUGACCCCACACUAACUGGAGACAAGCAUGAAGAGAACCGUGAAGAGGAGGAGGAAAAGGAGGUAGGAGAGAAGGAGCAAGAGGAUGAAGGGGGCGAAGGAAGCCAAGAGGAGAGAGAGAGUGAAGUGGAGACUGAAGACCAAUCACAAGAGCAGGAGGAGAGUGAGGAGGAGGCAGAGAAACACAUGAGGAAAAGAUAAAUAUGAGAUAUGUGGUAAUUACAAGAUUAUGUUGUAAAGUCAUAUCACAUGCAUAACGCAAAAUGCCUUUAUGAAUGCCACUGUGAAAUCCUAAUCGGUCAGUUAUGGAUGGUGUCACGUUCUAACAGGUUGAGAACAUUGGUGUAAAAUUUCAUGUUUAAAUAGCUUUAAAUACUUUUCUAUAGGAGGUUCUAUUUAAUGUAAUUCAGUCACGUUCCUUAUGUGUUGCCUCCCAAAUUACUAAUGGUCUUUGAAAACAUUGUCUUUAAAAUGUUAUGGUUGAUGUUAAGUUGAGUAGUUCUAGUUGAGUAGACCAGACUAUAGAAUGUUCGCUCAAAAUGCAAGACUGGUAGAACGCAGUUAUGACCAAAAUGACAAGUUGUCCACACUGCUUGCCCUAUUUGCAUCACUUUGCCUUGUAUAAAAGGUUCAUAACACAAGAAGCUUUAUAUUGAUAGGUUGCAGCUGAUGUCAUCAACAAUACCCCCUGGGGGUGUGAUGCUAACUGUUUGCACUGCUCUGUCUGAAGCUCUGUAGCUCGAUUUAGACUUUAAUCUGAUAUUUAAUUUAAUUUAAUACAAUAUGACCAGAAAGAGCUGGUUUAGCUGGAAUUAAAACAGAUGAGCUGAUUUGCACUGUUAAACAAGUCUCUCACACAUAAAAUUACACGCAGAACCUUUCAAAACGUGAUGUUACUGCAAAGUAUCAAUAGCUUUUUUUACCACUAUUAUGUCAUACUGUUUGGAUGCAAGGCCAAUGAAGGAGAUGGCACCAAUUGAAGUGUAACGGUGUGGUCAAAGAUUGAACCUACAAACUACAAUUGAUAUAUGAACACUACCUAAAAUGUGGUUGUGGCUCAGUGAUAAAAAUGCAAAGAUAUUCCUAGAGUUAACUUAUUCUGUAUUCAAGCAGACCAAAAUUAUGAUUCUACUGAUGAAUGUGUUAUGUGGGAAUUAUGUGCACUAUUUUUUGUACUUUUAUAUAUUUUGUGUAUUAUGUACGGUGUCACUCUGCUGUUGC